This is a messenger RNA of Hipposideros armiger (great roundleaf bat), 1875 nucleotides long. RefSeq names its product GAR1 ribonucleoprotein (gene GAR1). Gene Ontology annotation, molecular function: box H/ACA snoRNA binding. The transcript has 8 exons. The record is from RefSeq and is a predicted model, not a curated record. Lineage: Eukaryota; Metazoa; Chordata; Mammalia; Chiroptera; Hipposideridae. Gene Ontology annotation, biological process: snoRNA guided rRNA pseudouridine synthesis; ribosome biogenesis. The coding region runs from base 237 to 1187 and encodes 316 amino acids. Gene Ontology annotation, cellular component: box H/ACA snoRNP complex.
CAAAAAACACGGAAAAAGCGACUCGCAAAAAAUGCAGACAAGCCCUUCCACUGAGUUUGGACGCGACCACAUUGGCCUCUGGGCAGAGCACGACUCAAGUCUCCUAAGAUGUGGGCUGGAGCUGGCAACGAACUGAUGGGCGAGGGGAUCGUCUCGCAGCCCGAACAGCAAGGACGCAGGCCUGGCGGCAUUCACUAGGCACCUGUGGGACCGCUGGGCGACGACCCGGGCCUCUCAUGCCGGAGGUCUCCAAGGGCAACGCCACGGCGGCACUUCCUGCAACGCCGCGAUGCAACAGACGCCUCUAUUAUACAUCACUUCCUGGGCUCGUCGUUAUUCGAGUUUUUGGUCGUUUCCCCCACCCCCGCCCUUGGUGCCGGUACGGUGGCCGAGGAGGAUCGUGUGCGGAGGAAGUACCGGGCGGGUGGGUGUGCGCACCCGGGCCAGAGGUGCACGUGGCGCCGGUAGGAGCGAGCAUGUCUUUUCGAGGCGGAGGCCGUGGAGGCUUUCAUCGAGGUGGUGGAGGUGGCGGCUUUAAUCGCGGCGGCGGCGGCGGCGGCAGCAACAAUCACUUCCGAGGUGGAGGCGGCGGCAAUUUCAGAGGCGGAGGCGGUAAUUUCAGAGGCGGAGGCGGUAAUUUCAGAGGAGGCGGCGGCGGCAGAGGAGGAUUUGGACGAGGCGGUGGCCGCGGAGGCUUUAACAAAGGCCAAGACCUAGGACCUCCAGAACAUGUCGUUUUAUUAGGAGAGUUCCUGCAUCCCUGUGAAGAUGACAUAGUUUGUAAAUGUACCACAGAUGAAAAUAAGGUGCCUUAUUCCAAUGCUCCAGUUUAUUUAGAAAACAAAGAGCAAAUUGGAAAAGUGGAUGAAAUAUUUGGACAACUUAGAGAUUUUUAUUUUUCAGUUAAAUUGUCAGAAAACAUGAAGGCAUCUUCCUUUAAAAAACUGCAGAAGUUUUAUAUAGAUCCAUAUAAGCUGCUGCCACUGCAGAGGUUUUUACCUCGACCUCCAGGAGAGAAGGGACCUCCAAGAGGCGGUGGCAGGGGCGGUCGAGGAGGAGGCAGAGGAGGAGUUGGCAGAGGUGGUAGAGGUGGUGGCUUUAGAGGUGCGAGAGGAGGAGGAGGUAGAGGUGGGGGCUUCAGAGGAGGGAGAGGAGGCGGUGGUGGUUUCAGAGGGAGAGGACAUUAAGUAACAAUUGACAGAAACUUCAGCUGAUUUCUGCGUUAACCUGUAGUGAUCUACUUCUAUGGAUCAGAAACUUUGUUUCUUGAGCAAGCCUUGAAGAACUAUGACAGUGGCACUUACAUGUUAACAUCAUACAAACAGUGCAACAGAAUAGGCAGUUUUGCUCUACAAGUAUGAACAAGUGUUUUAAUGUUUUGUAUAAUGCUUGGAACUGUGGUUGCUUAGUAAAUGGACAGUUUUCAUUUGCAGCAUAUAUGAAUUUUUAAAAUAAAGUGUUUUAUUCCUUUAAGUUAUUUAGAGCUGUGUUUAUUAAACCAGAGCUAUUUUUGAAGUUAAAAGAACAACUAAAGCUGAAACCCAGUGGCCGUCACAUAGAAAAAAUGAUUUGGUUCCAUAUAUAACUGAUCUUUAAAAAAAAUUGGCUAGUGGAGCAGUUAUUUAUAAACUAACACCCCUUUCAAAAUGUUUGCCUUUUGUAUACAAGAACACCAGCACCCUUUAUUGUAUUGUAUUUUCCUUCUCUGUGUUAGCAGUUUCUCUAAUUGCAAUUAAUAAUUAAUUAGAAAAUUUUAGUAUUGAUUAUGAAUCUAUUAAAGUUGGGACAGCUCUGUUCAAAGUGAGAACUAAAGUUCAAGAAAUUUCUGAAAUGCUUAAUUUUUCUUAUUCAAUAUAGAUUGAAUGUUGAGUUUUA